Molecule: messenger RNA, 3783 nt
Organism: Drosophila sulfurigaster albostrigata
Lineage: Eukaryota; Metazoa; Arthropoda; Insecta; Diptera; Drosophilidae
Exons: 10
Coding region: 432-2807 (791 amino acids)
Source: RefSeq, a predicted model, not a curated record
ACUUGAUGAUACCCUACACUUCUGUAUGAUUCUUGAGGAAUUGUCUUGUCUUUAAUACUCCGAAUUGGACGAUGCACUAAGGAACUUUGCGAGUGGCGUGUAGCGCAUCCUGAUUGUCUGUCAAUGUUGCUAAAUGACUAAACAUGCAGAUGGCACGGUUGGUUUUUGGAGGUCUUGCUGCCACAUGUGGAACAUGCGUGCGUUGCUAGGCGAAGCGUCCUGUCAUCGAUUAAACAAUCUCGAAAUUUGCAUUUGAUAACGCCAGGCCAGACGCAGGAAAAAAGGACGCGAGGCGAAUGCGUGCCUGGGAGACACAAUAAUUAAAAAAGCGAUUUACGAAGGGGCAGGCGAUUGGUUCCGUGCUGGAACGGGAGUGAGAGGGAAAGAGGGGAGCAAGGUGGCCGCGUUCGCGCGACGGGGCAACUCCGAAAAUGAGCACGACACCAAAAUGGUACUGCCGCAACAAAUCGCAGCCGAUGCACACGUUCGCGGAAAUUGGGAACCUUGGCCUGGAGCUUCGACGCAUUACCAAGCGGAUUGUGAUCGAUGUCAACUCGGCCAUCUUCAGUGAGCAUGAUACCAUUCUGGAGGAGUGCGAGCAGGUGGUGGAACUUUACUGGAGCCUCAAGGAUGAAACCAAGAAUGCGGACUUUCAGUCGCUGUCGAAAAAGAUCAAACGGAGUCCCUACAAUGCUCUCCUCAUGCGCAAGUUCAAUUUGAUCAUGGAGCUCAACGAUAGGCGCUUCUGCCAGCUGACUUUUGUGCUCAAACGAACAUUGAGUCUGCUACUGCGCAAGUCGAUGCAGUCCGAGAUGUGGCUCAACUGGGCUCUCCACAUCACCCAGCUAUACAAUCGCUGCCGAAGCUUGAACUCUAUUCAGGGUCAAGAGCAGGCAAAGAAUCCUUUGCAGCCGGAGCAGGAGGUACAGCCUGAGGGAGAAGAGAAGGAGCCGAAGCUGAGCGGAAAGUGCAAGGAGGAGAUGCAUGCCAAUGUGUGCAGCAACAUGUAUCCAGCUCUGCUCAUGUCCCUCAAAAACAUUGACUUUGGCUUUGUGCUUCAGUACGUGGCUCAGACGCGCGUGGAACAGAAUGCGCUUGAUCUGGUCUUUGGCUUAUUCAACAUGGGUGAGCAGGAUGCCUGGCGAGAGCAUCAACAGCAGCAACAGAACAAUGAGUCCACCUCUUCUAGCCUCGAGAUCCUACGCACUUUAAACAUUUCCUUUGCCGCUGGAGAUUAUCAACCCUACGCUGACUCGACCCAGGAUUACAAUGCUCUGCAACUGCCGAGCACAAGUGGAGCAGGAGUAUCUGCGGGAGCAGAGUCCAGAGUUGAGGGUCAAGACCACCAGAGUCUGCGCUGUAAGCACACUGAGAGCUUUCUCCAGAAAGAGCGCAUCUUCAUUGCGCAGCUUAUAGCCAAGGCCACGGAAAUAUGUCCAACCAUAUUCGAUACUCGCAAGGCAGGUGAGGUGGACAUGAAUGCCUACAUUGUACGCGGAUUGCGUUUGCUGUGGUCCUAUGUGGGAAUCAUACUAGACCACAUACUUCUCUGGUGGAUUGACACGCCUAUGUCCUGCUACAAUCUCACCCACAUCGACUCUAUACGCUGUUGGCUUUAUCAUCAGAAUGUUAAUGAUAUUCCCGAGCCUGUAUUUUCCACGCUGCGAGGCAUUGGCGAAAUCCUUACUGGAUUCAUGUGCAAUAACAUUUGGGAUCAGCUCUUUCGCCUGACCCUCAUAUCGUCCAGUAAUCCCAGUCGUCUUGUUCAGCAGGUUGUCGAGCAGUAUCGCGAUGCACCGAACAAUGAACAUGGCACUCCCACAGGCACUGUAUGGAUCAGUGUGUUCUCGAACCUGGUUAACCUGAGUAAUCAGUACUUCUCCAACACCGAUGCGCACAACAACUCCAGCUUGUUGCCGGUGGCCGAACAGAUUCCCAUUCUCCAUAGACUGGAUCAUUCGGUGCACUCGAUGAGAUUGUGGGUCACCGAGCAAGCAAAGCUGCUAUGCUGCGAGUGGAAGAUGGAUCGUUUCUUUCAGAUACUGGAACACGAUGUCAAGCUCUGCCUGAGUGUCUUCAAUACCUUCAAACUGCCCAAACUCACUGCCGAUUUGAGCGACAUCCUGAUGCUUGUGUGCGUUGCGCUGCGCACCAAGCUGAUCACCGAGUCCACCAACAACAUCGAUCUGCUCAAGAAAACUACCGACGAAUGUGUUCAGAUAUUAUCGGCGGUCUGCCGCAUCCUCAGCCUGGCCAAUUUUACGCUCUGCUUCCCAGCUGCCAGCCACUGGCAACGAAGUGUCUACAACGACGAGGAGAAGAGCUUGUAUGUGGGCUAUGUGCUGGACGAAAUCUUUCUGCCCAGCAUACGUGCCACCAAGGACAUUGUCAUACUCAAGCUCAUACUGAAGCUCAUCUGCGAGGCGUGGCUGGAUUUUAUUUACCAAAAGCGCAUUCGCUUCAGUGUCAAUGGUGCACUGCGUCUGCUCAACGACUUUGACGAUGUGCGGGAAUGGAUACUUGCCUGCACGCUGCUCGACGAGCAGCAAUUGGAGAAGCUGAGCAAUCACGAAGUGCUGAGAAUGUGCAAAGGUGUUGGCAAGAUUCUGCUGCGGAAGCCGGAGGACAUCAUCUCCAUCACACAGUCGCCGAAGUUCGACAAGAAGUCAGAGGAUGCGAAUGCCCAGGACACGCAGCUGCCAUCGGAAAUGUUUGUCUCCAACCAGAAGCACUGGCUCCAGCUGCGUGCCAACGGCGGCAAUGGAUUCCCACUGCUCAAGCUAUGUUGCGGCGACAGCAUGAUGUGAGGCAGAGAAGAGAACAGCCCGUAAAGAAUAGUUGUAUGUUUAUUGUGUAGCGAAAAUGCUUUACAAAAAUGAAAGAUCUACAUGGUGUAUGCCUAUGAUUGUUAUCCUCUUAAAUAUCUACAUGUUUCCCUCGCACACUCGCUGCGCCUCUCUUAGGCGGGCACCUUGCGGGAGAUGAUCUUUAUCAGCUCGUCGACGCGCUCGCUCUUGCCAGUGAAUUGUUUUGGAUGCGGUCCAAUCAUUUGAAUAAUCAUCUGCACGUCUGGCGAGACCUGAGACAACAAACGAAACGAAAAUAUGUGUUAAAUGACAUGCGAUGACAGCUGUCAAUGCGACGUCAAAUCGAAUAUGGGUCAAUACCUCGAGGAAUCGGGCCAGUGCCUUCAGUGUGCGGAAGAUCUGUUCCUCAUUGGGACUGCUCUGGAAAAACUGCAGUAUGGCCAUAGCCAGCUCCACGGCAACAUCAUCGAACACCUGUGAGCAAGAGUGUUAGCUAAGAGAAGUUGCUGCUUGGUGGAUGCAUCUUUGACCUACCACAGUCUUGACUUCCUUGAUCGCAAUGUUGUAGAGGAUCAUCGAACCAAUGUUCUUCAGCUGCGGGCAAUUCGAGAGGAUGCAGUGCACAGCCACCUUGGUUGUGACGCGUAUGUUCGAGAUGGUCUGACCAUUGUAUUCCCACUCCGAAAUGUACAGCAGCCACUCCGAGGGUCCCACAUUUUCGAAGAGAUUGCAGGUCUGUCGGAAAGGUGAGUUUUCUCAACGCUUAUUUAGAAGUGAAGUGUGUAAGCGGACUUACGAACAUGGCCCAGGCCUGCUGCUCCUCGGGUGUCUGCUUGUCAAUGUCCUGUGCAUAGUUCAUCAGCGUGUGAUCCCUGCGGUCCUGAUGCAGAAUAAUGAUCACAUCGUCCUUAAGAGCGGCGUAGGCCAAUGUGCGAAUCAUGUGAAUACGUGUGUCCGGUGAGAAGGCUUGCACAUC